Messenger RNA from Neodiprion fabricii, 1127 nucleotides. Its product is annotated as homeobox protein Hox-A2a-like. Gene Ontology annotation, molecular function: DNA-binding transcription factor activity, RNA polymerase II-specific; RNA polymerase II cis-regulatory region sequence-specific DNA binding. The coding region runs from base 1 to 1122 and encodes 373 amino acids. Gene Ontology annotation, biological process: regulation of transcription by RNA polymerase II. The transcript is spliced from 2 exons. NCBI's taxonomy places the organism in Eukaryota, Metazoa, Arthropoda, Insecta, Hymenoptera, Diprionidae. Gene Ontology annotation, cellular component: nucleus. The record is from RefSeq and is a predicted model, not a curated record.
AUGUCGCGAAGUUUUUUCGUCGACUCAUUGAUUGGGAAUACCUCACCGCCCGUGUACCCCUUGCCGUACUACGGGAAUCAGCUUCCAAAUUACAUGUUCAACCUCUUCAAUCUGGGUCUGGGAUAUCAGCCGGUGAGACCAGUUCCAAGACCUCCGCCUAAUUGUCUUCCGGCUAGCCUGAAUCCAUCCGGAGUCGCCCGAGCCGUUCAUCCUGGACACAGUCCCCCCUCGCCAGCGCGAAACGCCCCCGCCAGCAGAGUAUCAGAUGUGUCAGCAUCGAACGAAUCCACGUCCAGAGGUAGCACGCCAACCCCGCCGCCAAAGUCCCCAAACUUGGCGAACAACAGCUCGAAGAGAAUACGCACCGCGUUCACAAGUACGCAGCUCCUCGAGCUUGAACGGGAGUUUUCAUCGAACAUGUACCUCUCCCGGUUGCGGCGUAUCGAGAUAGCGACGAACCUGCGACUUUCCGAGAAACAGGUGAAAAUCUGGUUCCAGAAUAGACGGGUCAAGUAUAAGAAAGAGGAUUUGCCGGUAGGCCAAAGUCCGAAAUGCUGUUGCCUGCGAACCUGCGGUAAGAAGAAGGGCUGCGUCGGGGAUGAGGGUAGGUAUGCCGAGGAGAAGGCCGUGGUACACGCCCCUCCCGAACCUCUCGUAAGGUCCCGGCGGGAUACCGAUCGGCCAAAUUCGCAAUGCGGCGCAAAAUGCGAAGAGAGUGAAGGGACCGAGGCUACGGAGACCCAUGGAAUUUCCUUGCCGGCGUACAAGCAGCACCGACACCGUCACGCCUUACAGGGAACACCCUCCAACGAGGGAACCAGUCUCGGCGGCUUCGAUCGACGGAAUGCUUAUCAGCCCAGCAGCCAGAACUCAAUAUCGUCCGGGGUUCCGCCAUCGCCCCGACCAACGACCCCCCACGAUUAUCCUCCUCGUUUCGGUGAUAGCUGCGACCUGUCGCGUGAUACGAAACAAUUCCCCGUGUCACCCGAUACGCCUAUGGUGAAAAGAUACAAGAUCGACUCACCCCUACUGAGUUCCGACGAAGAAACGACGGCCUUAGCGCCCCUCUUUCGAGCCGUCAAUUGCACGAAGCACACGGUUGACCGCAUCGUCAACUCGUAGUUUUC